This is a messenger RNA of Leucoraja erinaceus (little skate), 2283 nucleotides long. RefSeq names its product collagen alpha-1(XXIII) chain-like. The record is from RefSeq and is a predicted model, not a curated record. The transcript is spliced from 18 exons. NCBI's taxonomy places the organism in Eukaryota, Metazoa, Chordata, Chondrichthyes, Rajiformes, Rajidae. Bases 619 to 1749 code for a protein of 376 amino acids.
GUUACUAAUUUCUGUUGCUGUGUGUGUGUGUGUGUGUGUGUGUGUGUGUGGGGGGGGCAUUUAUUUCAGUUUCAAGCAUUUUGGAAGUCAUUUUCCAAACUACAAUUGGUUUCUUGAUAAACGCUUGAAGUUGCUGCAUGAUUUUAGAGUGAGUUUGCAGUGUGCUUUGGCAUGUGUGCCAGCACUAGGGUGGGCGUGGUGUACACUCAUUGUGCGGAGCAAGCUUCGCGUGUAAAUACUCCACAUCUGGCCAGAGGGAAUAGAGGUGGAGAAUCAAUUGCAGCAUUUAUUCCCAGGGUUGGCUAAUCGCAGGCAAGCCAUUUAUUGUCGGAACUUGACAAACCCUCAAAACUUUCUAUCUGUCCUUAUUUUUUUAAAAGACGGCGCGUUUUGCCACAGUAACUUGGGAGAACACUAACGUGGACCGUGACAGUGACACUGGGCACAUUGGGGUAAAAAACCCCAUCGCACAACGGCGAAAUCCCAUAAAUCGCCAGGGAUCUUGAAUCGCUUUUAUUUUUCUACCGGCAGAACUUGCAUCGUCUUUUAUUUUCUUCUUGACUGGUCUUUCCUUUUUUAAACCCCGAAGAAGCAUUUCUCUUUGGUGCAGCAAAAAGGAUGGGCAAGAAUCACCAGUCACUCAAUGUUGGAGAAUGUCAAAAGCAAAUGGUACCCACAUCAGAAUCCACAGCCUGUUUGAGGACGCUGCCCACGCUGACCAGCUUACUGUUGUCAGUCGCUUCUGUGGGGUGUUGUCUGUUAUUAAAUGUUAGGACGGCAGUGUUGCAAGAUAAAGUCAGGCUGUUGGAAAAUCAAAAAGGAAGCAUUUCAUUGCAAGCAGCGCGGGACGAUGCAGAUUUAUUCGUGCUACAGAAAAGAAUCGACCAACUUCAGGAGGAGUUAACCAACACAGUCGGAAAAAUCCGGACAAUUAGGGAGGUUACGUCUGAUUGUCUUUGCCCGCCAGGUCCCCAGGGGAAGCGAGGCAAAACAGGAAGAAGAGGAGCCACUGGCUAUAAGGGAGAACCAGGAAGAGAUGGCUAUCCGGGCCCUCUUGGAUUGGAUGGAAAGCCAGGCCUUCCUGGACCAGAAGGGGAAAAGGGUGAUCAAGGUUCCUCUGGACUCGCAGGUCCUCCAGGUCCAAUAGGUCCUCCAGGAAUCUCAGGAAAUGAGGGGCCACAUGGAUUUCCAGGAACUCCAGGCGAACCUGGGGAGAAAGGAGAAAGUGGACUUCCAGGAUUAAAUGGUGAAAAAGGUGACCAAGGAACAACAGAGCUAGUAGACUAUGAUGGAAAGAUUCAAGAAGCACUCCAGGGCAUAGUGGGUCCUAAAGGCGACAUGGGAAUCCCAGGACUUCCAGGGCAGAAAGGUGACAAAGGAGAAACUGGUUUCUUUGGUCCACCUGGUGAACCAGGAUUGAAUGGCAGCAAAGGAGAAAAAGGUGAUGCUAGUGAAAAAGGUGAUACAGGAUUCCCUGGUAUGAAGGGAAAUCCUGGUUCCACAGGUCUUAUAGGUCUUCCUGGUCAAAAGGGAGAAAAGGGUAAACUCGGUGAACCAGGAUUAGAUGGCUUCCCAGGACUCAGAGGGCAAAAGGGGAACAGAGGUGAAAAAGGAGACAAGGGCGAAAGAAGUUACCCAGGCAAAAGAGGACCAAGGGGGCAGAAGGGAGAUCAAGGUCCUCCUGGAUUAGAUCAGCCUUGUCCAGUGGGUCAUGAUGGUCUGCCGAUUCCGGGAUGUUGGCAGAAGUGAUUGCUAAUCAGCAAGCAACAUGUGUGUACACACUAUUUGUGAUUCACCAUAAUAUAAAGAAACUCAACUGAGAACAUGUUAAGCCUGGUAUAAUGGACAAGGACUGAGCUUGAUGGAACAGAAUAUUAUUACAUUUUAUUUUUUAUCAAUUUUUACCAAAAGUGGAAGAAAACAACAUAAAUUAGCUCUGAUAUAAAAUAAAUAUAUCCCAAAAUCUCAAUUGGGGAUGUCAAAGCACUAGUGUGUGACAGGUAACUUCAAUAGAAUACUGGGUUGGUAACUAUUGAAGAUAACGUCUAAAUUCCGCAUUGUGAUAGUCUCUAAUAAUGAAAAUAAGUAUUGAUACUUUUAGUGACAUCAUUUUGCAUUUAGCUGACCUGAAAACUUUCAGGCUGCAAGGCCAAAAGUAAUAUAUUCAAUUUUCUCUCACUUGUACCAACUUGGGCAAUCCAGGAAUGCCUGGAGACUUCUAUUGAAAAGUACAAAAUCUUGUUCUACUUGAUCAACUUGAUCAAGCCACAUCUAAUCAAAAUU